Danio aesculapii is the source of this 8602-nucleotide messenger RNA. It is a transcript of the gene htr4, whose product is annotated as 5-hydroxytryptamine receptor 4. NCBI's taxonomy places the organism in Eukaryota, Metazoa, Chordata, Actinopteri, Cypriniformes, Danionidae. Gene Ontology annotation, biological process: adenylate cyclase-activating adrenergic receptor signaling pathway; regulation of appetite; chemical synaptic transmission. Bases 199 to 1470 code for a protein of 423 amino acids. The transcript is spliced from 7 exons. The record is from RefSeq and is a predicted model, not a curated record. Gene Ontology annotation, molecular function: G protein-coupled serotonin receptor activity. Gene Ontology annotation, cellular component: plasma membrane.
CUGAAGGGCGCUCGUGCUCGGUUCUGCCGAACUGACCGUUGAGCCACGGAACUGGUCGCGCGCUCCUCACGCGCGAUUAUAGUUUGCGCUGACAGCAACCGUCACACGUUAAACUCCCACAACUGUGCCCGACGUAGACAUUCCGUAAACCCGGUAAAGCUUAGAAGUUGUCCGUUUCUUUCCAAGCGCCUCUCUUCCAUGCAAGGAUGUGAAUUUCCACAGGAGGAUUUAAAGUCGUGCCAUGGUUUUGACCCGCGCGCUCCUCACAGAAAUGGGCCGCUCCGCAUCGACGGGUACAUGAAUCUGAGUUCCACCGGCCAGAUGCCUGAGAUGGAAGAAGUAGAUACCAAUGAGAGCAACGGCUUGGCGAAGAGGGUUGCUCUCAUCAGCUUCCUGUCACUGGUUAUGCUCAUGAGCGUCCUGGGGAACCUGCUGGUGAUGGUGGCCGUCUGUAAGGACCGGCAGCUCAGGAAAAUCAAAACCAACUACUUCAUCGUCUCGCUGGCGUUUGCUGACCUGCUGGUGUCAGUGCUGGUGAUGCCGUUUGGUGCCAUAGAACUGAUCCAUCAGAACUGGAUCUACGGAGAGACUUUCUGCCUGGUCCGCACCUCUCUGGACGUGCUGCUGACCACAGCCUCCAUCUUACACCUGUGCUGCAUCUCCCUUGACAGGUACUAUGCCAUCUGUUGCCAGCCGCUGGUCUACAGGAAUAAGAUGACACCUCUGAGAGUGGCUCUAAUGAUUGGAGGAUGCUGGAUAAUCCCAACUGUCAUUUCCUUCCUACCCAUAAUGCAAGGCUGGAACAGUAUUGGAAUAAAGGACUUGAUAGACAAGCGGAAGAUCUCCGGCAACUCCACAGUGUGUGUGUUCAUGGUGAACAAGCCAUACGCGCUGACCUGCUCAGUAGUGGCCUUCUACUUACCGCUUGUCCUGAUGGUCCUGGCGUACCAACGCAUCUACGUCACUGCGCGAGAACACGCUCGACAGAUCAGCAUGCUGCAGCGAGCUGGAGGAGCAGGGAAUGCGGACAGCGCAGACCACCAGCGCAACCACCGCAUGCGCACCGAGACCAAGGCGGCCAAGACUCUGUGCAUCAUCAUGGGCUGCUUCUGCCUGUGCUGGGCCCCGUUCUUCAUCACAAACGUGGUGGACCCCUUCAUAGACUACAGUGUUCCUGAGCAGCUGUGGGCCGCCUGCCUCUGGCUGGGCUACAUCAACUCCAUGCUCAACCCUAUCCUCUACGCCUUCCUCAACAAGUCCUUCCGUCGUGCCUUCCUUAUCAUUCUCUGCUGCGGACACAAGCGAUACCGCCGACCCUCCAUCCUCGGCCCUGGAACGACCUGCACGGCCACGCAGAUUAAUGGAUCUACACACGUACUAAAGUAUGCAGUUCUUCACAAUGGAAACCACACCGAACAGGAGAAACUGUCAAUACAGAAUGACACAGAGUCCCAGGAGUCAUGUUUCUGACACAGGCCACCCUCUAAUGAGGACCAGCUCUGGAAGGUCCCAUUUCUUACGGGCCUGCCUGCAGCUCAAGCCCGACCGGAGCGUUUCAGGACUCACAUACUGGGAGCUGGACUGAACCGUCUGCUCAAAGAGCUGCUGAACAAUGAAGGAAAGAGUAAUGUUGCCAAAGGUAUCUGGUCUAGAUUUUAGGAUAUGAAUUUCCAUGGCAAAGGAAUGUUGGUAAGGGUCCCCCCCACCCCAGAAUUUGAUAAUUUCUUUUGGUAAUGCCAAAACUGCAUCUUGCAAGCUUUAUGCAGAGAGGUUUUAGAGCUCUAUGAGGUCAGGAUAACACUUCCUGAAAGGUACUGCACAAAUGCUGAGUAGCUGACACUUUAUUAAACAAAAAUAAAGAUUUAUUUUUGUUCUAGAAAUUAAAAUGAGUUCCACAAACAAACAUUCAUACCACAGUAUUGAGAGCUGGGCGCAUAGCUGACCAGCUCCUCCAUUUCCCCAUAUAUUUUUCCAUAUAUUCUGAAUAUAUAGAUUUUUUGCCCAACAAGAUUCAGGCAUCCUUAAGCAUAUUCUGAAUAAAAUUGCAUAAAAGGGAUCUUUCAGUGAAUAUGGCAUAUUUAAGAGCUAUAAAACACAAAAUUUCUUAAAGAAUUUCAUAAAAACAUGACUUUUUUCCAAGCAAUUAAAAUCAUAAUAUCUCCAUUUUUACAUUGUUCUUUUGUGAACUGAAAUCUGGGCUGUGUAAGAUUUCUUAAGCUCUUUUGGAAAGGAGAUUUAAUCAGAGUUUGUUUGUGUAAUUUGUCUUCUCGUAAAGCCUUCUGAAUACACAGAUUUCUUUGACCCAAAGGUGACUGUAUUCAGUAAGGUCAGUUUUGUGCUUUGCUAAAUGCAUCCAUUUCUUAAUGAUUUCCAUACAAUAUCUUCUGACGCAAUUCACCGACAUACACAGAGCAGUGCUUUUCUGAGAGCGUUAACACUACAUGAUGCCUGCUGACUCUGCCUGUUACUGAGAAAGUGUCAGGCCAGUCCAAACAAAACCUUUGGUGACAGCAACCAGGGCCACUUCUCCCAAAUACUGAGUUUUAAACAGUUUCAAUGGUUCUUGCAAAGGUUCUUAAAGGUAUAGUUUGGACAAAAAAAAUAAUAUUAUUUAUUCACCCUCAUGUGAUUUAUAAUUGUUUCUUCUGUGAAACACAAAUGAUGCAAAGUGGCAUUAAUUCAUAAUAUAUAAAGGUUAGUUCACCCUAAAAUGAACAUGUUGUCAUUAUUUACUCACCCCCAUGAAUUUCCAAUCCCAUGAGACCUAUAAUCAUCCUCAGACCUUUUGCUGUCUGAGGGUGAAGGAGAUCUUUGGUUUCUUUCACAAUAUAUUUAUUUGUGCUCCGAAGAUGAACAAAUGUCUCCAGGGUUUGGAACAAGAUGGGGAGAGUAAUUUAAUCUUUCACAUUUCAUGGUUUCUCAGCAGCAGAAGUAAACUGAGUAAACUGAAGUGAACAAAAUUUUGCAUUGCAGUUUGCUUAAAAAAAAAAAAAGAAAAACUAAAAUAUUGUAUGACAACUUACAGAAAGCAAAAAUCUUGUCAAGACUGAUAACGGCAGCCAGAAGAGAAAAGAAACCUGGGAAAACAAGCGCAUCUCAACACAUGAGCAUUGUGAUUUCAGCUCUCUCUGUUGUGAGCGUGCUUGUUUUGCAUCUACAAUUAUAAGUAAUGCAGUUGAGAUCAUAAGAGACAACAGUGUAAUCAUAGAUGUACCUACAGACAUUCACUUCAAAAGUAAUAACAUGAAGGUAUACAUUUAAAUAAAACACAGUGUAAACCCGCAUGUAUGCAGCCAGUAAGUAUUCAUAAAUGUUAAUACAACAUAUUUCAAGUGGGUUCUAUUGCUGCUCAGUCGAUUUUUCAGUCAUUUUCAGAGAAUUUUUGUGGAAAAUCCAGAAUUUUAAAAAAUCCCACACGUUUCACAAUAAGCUCAGGUUGGUCAAGUAAAUUUGACUUGGUGACCAACAUAAAUCUUCUUUGUUUUUAAUAUGACUUCUGUACUGUGCUUCAUUACAAGCCAAUCUCAUAACAAUUCAUGACAAUUCAUGGUGCAUUAUUGGCUAUUUAAUAUGAAUUCAUACAAUCUAAUUUGUAUACAGUCUGCUUACUUAAAAAAUCUUAGAUUUUUGUUUGAAGGAUAUGUAGGAAUAUAUAAUUAGCCACUAACUCAUUGUUAUUUUGUUGUUGCAUAAAAUCAGGUUGCUGUUUUGCUGAACAUUGCCAAAUUUUCUUUAAAACCAUUGGAUACAUUUUGAUAGAAAAAUGGAGGAAAUAUUCUUCCUUCAAUUUCCACUGAAAAAGGUUCAUACAGAUUUGAAGUGACAUGAGGAUGGUCAUUUUCGGGUGAACUAUCUCUUUAAAAAAUUGUGUGAAAGCUUCGCAGGCAUCAGGUGAGUAAAUAUUGCUCCUGCGUAAUUCAAUUUAAAAAGUCAUGAAUAAACUAAAAUAAAUGAUUUAAAUUCCAUGAAUUAAAUAAAUAAAUCAGUAGAUAAAUUUUAAUUCCUUGACAUUUAUAACUAAAAGCUCCUAAAACAGUGAUGUGCCAUAAUAAAGCUCACUUCCAGAGUUGAGGACCCCAAUAAACAUGCUCCCUAGACAGCCUCAAUAUAGCAGAAGUGACCCAGAACAAUCUCCAUCCCUCAUCUCAGCCCCUGUCAGGCUGCUGAACUGUGCCUCCGCCUCAGAUUAAUUACCUUUGGGAACUCCAAUUGUUUGAAUUGAUCUAAGAGAUGUAAAUAUUUUGAAAUAAUUACAUUUGAUGUGUCACUCGGUUUCUUCAGGAAACAGGUUUGGUUUUGUUUGCUGUUUGCAGGGAUGUACUGACCGCAGUAAUGUCAGCAUAACACACGCACACACAUACACAGAAAAAAAAUGUACAUGUACAGCUCAGCACUGUCCUCAUGCGUCAGCUUUCUGAUUAUUUUAAAACAACAACCUCUCCUGCAAAUAAAGCACUUGUAGCACUUUUAUAAUAUGAAGAUUAUUGCCUCCACAAGUCAUUCAGUAUUCUGGUCACGAAUAGGCCGUAUAAAUAUUUGAGAAAUAUGAAAGGAAUUUGACUUUCGUGAUCAGUUUUUUAUAAAGGUAAUCACUGAUGGGUAGUGGCGGACGUGGUGAUGCGAUGAAGGAACAAAUAAGAUACACUAAGAUUUGAUCAACCAAUGGAAGAAUCUAUUAUGGCUUUAUUUGUUGGAAUGCUAACAGAGCUAGCUACAUUAUCUAGUUCAAGGAAAUUCCCACUUUAGCUUUCUUUUUCUCAUCCUCUCGUUUUUUAUCAAGCGAUAUUUAAUUUCUAAAGGUAGAGAUUAGAUUGAUUUUCUUGUACAUAGGAAUAUAUUUUUAUGCAAAAGAUUUGAUAGUGGUCAGUGUGUUCCUUGAAAUGCUUUAGUCGAAUGCGUUUCUUCUUCCAGUCUGGUGUAUGACCAUGAAAUACCGUGUCAUUCGAAGCAAUGUCCAGAUAAACUGUACGCUGGGCUACUUAUUUUUUUGUUUUGUUUUGUUUUUUACAAUCAAACAUGUAUAAAUGGUCGUGCCUUCACCUUACAAAUGUACAGAGCAUUGUGAUUCGCAGUGAAACUGUGCAAGUUAACACCAAUAAAUGCUGGCAGUGGUUGAAAAUAUUCCUUUUUAAAGGUUUAAAUGUACAAUCAAAGGCAAACUCUGAGUAAUAAUGUCCAAAAUUGAGAUACUCUGUUUUCAUUUCUACACUUUUAAUUAUGUAGCACAUGUGUUUUGAUUUGAAGGUACUUUGAGGUAAUUUCAGGGCAUUUUCACACCUUUUGCUUUGUUCUGAAACAGACUUCAUUUGUUACAGUAUUGCAUUUUAUUCUUGGUUCAGUUUCUAUUAGAGAGCAGCAUUUUAAAGCACACCAUGAUGUGUUUCUGCAAGUCGCGUGUGAGUAAAUCUAUUCUCAUUGGCAUAUCCCAUAUUAUAGACUGUAGGGGUAGUCAAGUACCAGUCAGUACUGACAUUUUAAAAACAUUAAUUUCCUGUUAACAUUUGAGCAAUGUUGAGCAAAUAUUAGUGAGAAUUUUUUACAUUUCAAAUUCAAGAGUUCACGAUUAAGCUGCAUUUACACUGCAUGGUGACUCAAUUUCGAUUUUUUUCUCCCAUGUGGCACAGAUUGGAUAUGGCCCAUGUACGUGUAAGCAAGAAAAAAUCACAUGGAUUCCGAUUGACUCAAAUCAGAUUCAGGCCUUGUUCAUUUGUGGAAAUUCAUCUGAUAUGAAUCGGAUCUGUGUCCUCGUGUCUGCAGUGUAAGCAGGUAGAUUGGAUUUUCACCUGUCAAUGCGAGUCGCACAUCAUUAAAAACCAUAGCGAAUGACAUAAACACUGGCACUUUCACUUCGGAACAGACUUCAGCAGAGUCCCAAACCUUAAAUCUCAUACACGAGGACUAAAAAGGCUUUUAUAUUGUCAUAUGGCACAAGUAUUUAAGCAUGAGAGAGACAGAGCAUGCACGUAACCAAUAUAAACUAUUAUAAAACUGUGGCAUACGUUAUGUGCAUAAAUCACGCCAUGGACAUGACAUUAAGAUGCCAACUGGUUUAAAAAGGCCUAGAUUAAAAGAAGAUGGCCAAAUGCAAACUUUUCUGUCAUAAACUAUAGUAAAACAACUUGUCAAAAAGAACUUUAAAAAAUGAAACCCUGUGAAGAGAUUACAUACAGGAUUCAAGAAAAAGCACUCUUUUAUUAUCAGCUGUCAGCUGUCUCAUUUUUUCUUAGUCAUUGUGCCUUUGCCGUGUGCUGUGUAAAAACAGACAAUCGGAUACAAAUCAUUUUAAGAAGAAGAUGUAAAAAAAAAAAUCAGAUAGACACAAAAUCGAAAUUCACCAUCAAGAUCUGAAGUGUAAAUGCAGCCUUAGAUAUUGCUUGAUAAUAAUAGCAGGUUUGGCAUGCUGUCCCAGGAGAGAACCCUGAGCUCGAAGAUUAUUGAGCCCAGGGCUACCGCCUGGUCAAUGAGCAUACAAGGGGUACGAGAUCAGGUAUUUCUUGAGAGCCCUCUCUGGUAAAGGAGAAAAGGGGGAGAUGAGGUGGAUGGGGAGAUUCUUCGGAAAAAGAUAAGGGAGUAAUUCUUGACAGGCUAAUUAAAGGGGGUUUGGAUUAAUCCAAUUGGCUUACUAAUUAUUACGGGUGGGAGACCAGCCGCGAUCAAUCACAUCACAUGCACCUCUCGAAAUUACUUUAGAAAACUUCACUUCGAUUAGUACCGAAUUCAAUACUUUUGACAAACCUAAUGGACUGACAGAGCAGAAAUCAAGGUUUCACAAAGACAUCAUUUUUACAGUAGACGUUCUAGGACAUUUCUAUUAUGAAUUAUAGUACCACUUGGUUUACUGCUCUGUUGAGUCCAUCCUGUUCUCACACUUUCACGACUGUACAUUUUGUUGUCGCUUUUCUGAAAUACGGCUCAUAGGAGCGUUUACUAAAAUAGUGCCCCUUACUGUGAGACAUAAUGCAUUCAGACAGAGAGUUAGUACACAAUUCACUUCUCUGUUGAAGAUUCAGAGAUUUUAUUAUCAGAAAUAUAAUGAAUUUUUAAACAUUUACAAGGCAAAAGGAUCAUUCGUGAUCGAUGAAGACAUUUUGUAAAUUUCUUACUGUAAAAAAUAUACAAUUUUACCUUUCUGAUUAGUAAAAUGAAUUGCAGAGAAUUUAAUUUGGUCAACUGUGAAGCUAGUUUCCCCAAUAUUUAGAUUUUUUUGGAACUCUUAAAUUACACAUUUUCUAUUGCAACUAAUACAAAAAUGUAAUUAUAGUAACAAACAUUGUCCUAAUUGUCUAAUGAUUCCAGGUCACAUGAAAUAUAAUAAUACAAAUAAUAUAAUGAAUUCAUAUAUAUAUUACUUAUAACAAAAGACUUUUUAAAUAAUAGGAGAGGACUUGGGGUCAUUUUGGUGCAUCAAACACAUAUACACUCACCGGCCACUUUAUUAGGUACACCUUACUAGCACCGGGUUGGACGUCCUUUUGCCUACACUACUUCCAGUAGGAUAACGCACCAUGUCAUAAAGUGCGAAUCAUCUCAGACUGGUUUCUUAAACAUGACAAUGAGUUCACUGUACUCAACUGGCCUCCACAGUCACCAGAUCUCAAUCCAAUUGAGCGCCUUUGGGAUCUGGUGGAACGGCAAAUCUGCAGCAUCUGCGUGAUGCUAUCAUGUCAAUAUGGACCUCUGAGGAAUAUUUCCAUUACCUUAAUCUAUGCCAUGAAUGAUUAAGGCAGUUCUGAAGGCAAAAAUGGGUUCAUCCCGGUACAAGUAAGGAGUGCCUAAUAAAGUGGCCAGGGAGUGUAUAUGUCACUUUAAUCAUGUAGCAUGAGUUACCAUGGUGACAAAACCCAGUUAAAACCAACUGAACUUCCUCAACCCAAACGCUAAAGUUCCUGAGUUUGCUUAAACUAAACACAAAUUUAUGCCAGAACUAACUGAGCUAAGGUAGAAAAUGCAUCAGCUUCCAAAACAAACACUCCAAUAUGAGCAGGUGUGAAAAUGCCCUAACAGUAAGCAGUUUUGUUGGUGACAGCGACAAACAGCUUGCACAAUUUGCUAUCUGUGUUCUCUGGAUGUCAUCAUGUUGUUUAAUGAUGGAGAUUCGGUAACAGUUGAAGCUUAGGAUCUGUGAUUAGGAGCAGAAAGGAGAGAUGCAGCACUGAUGCAUAUGGAAGGAAAUGUGGAAAUCACGACACUCCAUAGCCAUGACAGAACCAAAAACAUUCAUAUAUGCUCCGUGUGUUAUUGCUUCUACAGAUUCGUGUCAUAUAUGACAGAAACAACAUUAGGACCUUUACCCCAAACCUUCCCUUCAGGGUAAGUCAUUACUGUGAGGAUUUUAUAUGAAAUGACCCACCGCUCCACAAAUCUCACAUACGAAGCUAAAUCGAACACGGCAGAGCCCUCCAGGCAGAAGUUCUGAGCAUGAAUGUGUUGUAAAUCUCCCAACAAGUUGUAGAACUUUUGUAAACUCAGUAUUUAUUUUGGUGGAUUUAAGAUUGAUAUUUUCAUGUAAGGCUUCUCUUUCAGGGAGCUAUGUGUAUUACUUUUUCUGUUGCUAUGUGACAGCUCUAAAAAAUGAUAAUUAAAGACUAUGAGAUGUUAUUAA